Drosophila takahashii is the source of this 988-nucleotide messenger RNA. RefSeq lists its product as uncharacterized. The record is from RefSeq and is a predicted model, not a curated record. NCBI's taxonomy places the organism in Eukaryota, Metazoa, Arthropoda, Insecta, Diptera, Drosophilidae.
UGCCUGUCGAAUGUCGAAGAAUGUCUCGCAUCUGGAUUUGUGUACCGAGCUCUUAACGUUUGUCUGCAGAAGUCAAAGUCUACGCGCCUGCGCGAGUGCCUGUCGAUCAACUUGACCUUUUCAGCUCCCAGAUCAGGAAAUUGUUGGAAUUCAAUUCAAAAUACAAGAAAAACAAAUGAAAAUGUCUUCCCCAUAUGUGAUGAUCGUGCCGAUCGCAAUACUAUAUCUUUGCCUAGGUCCCUCGAUAAUUGCCCAAGACUCGGAGUUUGCGGAACGCAACCACAAGAAACGCCAAAUCUAUCGUGAACAAGUAUUGCCACAUGCGGGCGGCAAGAUACCCGACACCGCCUUUGAGACGGAUCGCCUGUUCUUGAAUCGCCUGCAAAAGGAGGGCAUCGCAGUGCCAGAUGGUAUAGUGCCCGAGCAGCGGAAUCCUCAGGUGUAUCAGUACUACAACAAACCCAUGCGCACCGUUUUCCACAUCGCCCUGAGUUCGGAUGGGAGGUAUACGCCGCGGGAGGGUCGGUACCACUACCGCCAGGUGCCCACGGUGGAGACGACUUACCUGUACCCCCAGGUGGUGGGUCGCCAGCACGUGGUGGUGCCUCCCAAGCACGCCCUGCCCAUCUACAGGCAGCUCCAGUUGCACAAUCCCCUCCUCAAUCAGGUCAAGUUGCAGCCCAAGAAGAUGCCCAAUUUUCUGGAACUGGCGCCCACGGUGGCCGGGAAGAGCCAGUCGAACCCACUGGCCGGAUCGGCCAAGGCGCAAUCUUAUCAGAAUGUGAAUCUCCUGCAUGGUCACAGUCCGCUGCCGCCGGCUUUCAAGAAGACCUCCCGGGGCAGCAAGACCUAUGUGGACAGCUAUGGCACAACCCAUCUCUUCAGCGAGUUUGACGAUCUGCUGAACAAACUGGACCUGCAGCAAACGGGCCGAAAGAAUUAUUAGUUUUAGUGCAGUGAAUGCCCAAAUUUAGUAGAAUUUAUGGAU